Molecule: messenger RNA, 969 nt
Organism: Caenorhabditis bovis
Lineage: Eukaryota; Metazoa; Nematoda; Chromadorea; Rhabditida; Rhabditidae
Source: the annotation of a GenBank genome assembly
AUGCGUUGCGAUGUUCAUCAGCCGAUAUGGUUCAAGCUUCUCCUAUCGAUCACCUAUUUUUGCGGAAUCCCGUUGUAUUUUUGCGCGUUCUAUUUUCUCAUCAAUCGAACGUCGAAAGAGUUCUCAAGUUUUCGAAAUCUCCUCAUCAUGAUGAUCAUCGGAAAUCUCGCCAAUGACACCUAUAUAUCAUUUUUGUGGUUACCGAGAUUCUAUUUGCCGUGGAUGGCGAUGUGCUCGACGGGACUCGCCAAGAAUUUCCCGUUCGGAAUGCUCUUUUUGAACAUGAUCAAUCUUGUGUACUCGGCCAAUCUCAUCAUCGAGAUGUUCGAUCAGCGAAUGAAAGCUGUUCUGAUGGGCGGCGAGUCGAAGAUGACGCGCUUCGUGACGAUCGACAAGUACAUGGUGCUUAUCGGCAGCUGCUCGGUGCUCAUCGUCCAAUGCCUCUGCCGCACCUACAUGACAAGUCGCGAGUUGAAGGAGCGCAUCAACGCGACACGCGGGCCGAUGCCGUGCGAGGCGUUCAGCGAUCAGUGCAUCUUCAUCAUUGAUUGGACCAACGUCUAUUGCGUUCUGCUCGUCGCGUUGACGAUGGUCUUCUCGACGAACGCAUUCGCGUUGAUGGUUGUCUGCGCGACGACGGCCUACAAGAAGCUGAAACGAUCGAAAGUGUUGUCGGAGAGGACGAGGCUCAUGCAAAAGAAGCUCUUGAACAUCUUGGUCAUUCAGGUGACGAUCCACACCAUUCUAUUAUUGACACCAAUGGAAUCCUUCUAUUUGGCGCAUUUCAUUGAUUUGGUGCACCCGUUUUGGAAAGACUAUGUCGUGUAUUUCAACACGACCCUAUUGGGAAUGCAUGGCUCAAUGUGCACACUGACGAUAUUGAUCACUGUGUUGCCGUGCUCCAAGAAGAAUACCGCCCAAGUUGUCUCAUUGGCGACGACGCAACUCACAACCAAAAUAGGAAAUUAA